AUGCCACGUAAGCUACGUAAGAAUAUACGUAAGAGGAAGAGAGCAUUGAAACAUCCAAUAGUAAAACUGACACCACAACAACAGUUGCAACAACAAAUGCUGAAUGACCCCACUAUGUUGCAACAAAUGUCAAGCAAUCCUAUGCUUUUAAACCGAGUUGUUGGUGCACAGAGUGGAGGUUUAAGAGCGGCACUUUUAGCGAAAAUGGCAGGCUAUGGUGGAGCUGCAGACGGAACAGCUUAUAACCCUCAAAGUCAAAUGAAUUUGAGUUCACUCAAAAAUCAAAUAACAGAUGUCAAAAAGUCAAACAUAGACAUACAGAAACAAAUAAGUGAAAACGAAAAGAAACUAGAAUAUGACAGACAGACAAAGAAAUUCAAUGAGUUAAACGUAGAGAAAAAGAAGAAAGAAGAACAACUGAAAGAACUAAGUACAGAGGAAUAUGCGAAAAAAGUGUCAGAAAAAGCAGCAGAAGUAGCAAAAAUGGAACAAGAUGUUAUAAAUUUGAAAAACCAUACUACUCAAUAUAAAGUACUGAAAGAUGAAGAGAUAAAACAAAAAGCCAUGAAGACAUAUAUGGAUAGCGAUGAGUAUAAAAAAGAAGUUGAAGCAAAUGUAAAGGCAGAAAAACUUUUACAGUUGCAAAACCAAACCGUACAGUAUGAAAACUUAGCACAAGAAAGUAAAAAUAACGACGCGGCUAUGCAAAAGGCAAUGAAAAGCUCAGAAUAUAUAAAAGCUAACAAUGACUGGUUAGAUGCCCAAGCCAACGCUAAAGCAGCCCAGCUUAUAGGGUCAAUAAGGACAAAAAUACAAGCGGAUGAAGACAGUUCAAAUGAAGCUUUAACAAAUGCUGACUUUAAGAACGCCUUCGAAGCUCUUCAUAGUAAGGUGAAACAAGUGAACGACUUCUCAUCUGGAAAGAAACUGAAGUCUGAAGGUUUCGACAAAGAGUUAAGAGAAGUAGCACAAAAUAUGACGAAAAUAACAGAUGCAGCAACGAGACAGGCAGUUCAAAGUGCCUAUGACGCCGUUAGAGCAACUGUUGUGAAAAGUCAAGAAAAAGAGUUACAACAGACCAAAACAGACCUAGUAAAUGCUUUCUUAAGAACGAAAAGUCAGGUAGGACAUUACGCUGCAGAUGGAACAUAUGUGCCAGCUGGUG
This is a messenger RNA of Trichomonas vaginalis G3, 1165 nucleotides long. RefSeq names its product protein of unknown function, DUF4106 family. The record is from RefSeq and is a predicted model, not a curated record. The transcript has a single exon. The annotation marks the transcript as partial. Lineage: Eukaryota; Parabasalia; Trichomonadida; Trichomonadidae.